AUGAAGCCAGCUUCGUCGACGGCUAUGAAGAUAGGAACGCACAAUGAGACGAAAAUCGCAGCACAUGUCAAAUCGUUCCUACUGACCCAUGCAUCGAUUCAAACUGGUAUGGUGUUUGCUGCCUUCUCACCUGAUCAUAUUGCCGUCAUGCUUUCUGCUGUGCGUGGACAGUUUUACACAGUCUUGGAAUACAAAACCAGGGUGGUGGACGAUACUCAGCAGUGUGAACAGUCAUUAGCUGACACUUAUGGGGCACUUGCAUCGGUUCAGCUGGUUACGAAUGCGUUUGACCGCACGUUCAAGGAUAUAGUUCCGGAAGGAAGCCACUGGUGCCGAAUACUUCACAAUGUCGUCUGCGGUGGUGUUCGCGACGGGUUUCUUGUGUACGCUACACCUACACGAAUUAUCCGGAUCGUUCACGUGUAUGUCGGGGAUCCUGUCGCUGUUACGUACCGAGCAGCGCUACAUUUCAUUUGCGAGGCGUACAUGAAGUGGGUUUACGACGACACUCUCGUGACACCUUACUUUUCGCUGACAGACUUAGGCCACUGUAGUAGAGGACGGCCACUUCCACCAGCAAAGCACAUCAUUCCUUCACUCAUCGCACUUUGGAAUCGAGUGAAGGGAGGAAUUGACGUUUACUCUCGGUACCUCAAAAACGUUAAAUCGAGACACACGGCCCUGGCUCCGACGGGGGCAAUUUUUCUGCGUAUUCUGAUGACACUGAUUUACAAUGCCCACCAGUCCCACCAGCUCUUUCAGGUCUGUACUCAGCCUCACCCAUUUUUGAACGACAAUGUGCGCUGCACUUCAUACACAUCGUACCAGAAUUUCAAGCAAAAUCUGCCGGCUUUUGCAUACUUCUGCCGUGAUGCCGCUAAAUGUCUGAGUGCAAGAUCGCCACCUGCGCCAGCUCCAAGCACGACCGGCACUCAAGAAAAUACUCAAGAAAUUGCUAGCAGCGCCAAUAUGAAUGGGUACGGCAUCCGGUACAAGAAGCGAGCCCACUUCAACUCAGAUCAGAACUCAUACAUCGCCGACUCCCCAAACGAAUUCAGCACGAGCUUGUAA
This is a messenger RNA of Phytophthora sojae, 1071 nucleotides long. RefSeq lists its product as hypothetical. Lineage: Eukaryota; Oomycota; Peronosporomycetes; Peronosporales; Peronosporaceae. The record is from RefSeq and is a predicted model, not a curated record. Bases 1 to 1071 code for a protein of 356 amino acids. The transcript is spliced from 4 exons.